AAUCGUGUUAAGAGGGAUUUAGAAAUACACAAUAUCAUUAUAAACAUGGAGAAGCUCAAAUUUCAAGCCGCUUGGACCAGUCCUACAGCAAUUUAUCUUCACCAAAUCUCAUUUUUCAGAUGUUGGGGAAAUGCUCGCCCAUUGUCGUAAACGUUAUCUUAUUGAUGAUAACGACUAAGGUGUUAAAAGCAGCUCAAAAUUUUAACGGGUGCUGUGUUAAUGGCGGUCUCCCAGAUUGGGUGAACAUGCGGUAUACUCGUUUGUUUUAAUAUAAAAGUAUUUAUAUAGGGUUAUAUGCUGUACUUUUCUGUCGGCCUCGACAAUUAAAAAAUACGUCCUAGGCUGUGCAGGCGUUGUAAAAACAGGGAAAAUAUAAAUCAACGAAGAAUUAUAAUUUGUACGUCUCUCUGAAAACUGAUUGAUUUUGCUGUUUUGUUUCGAGAAUUAGAAAUCAUUCGGCGCAAAACUCGCCCUUUUUGCAACGACGAAGUGAAGGCAAAAGGUUUCAGAGAAUUGGACAGCAUAACGCAUCGACUGUUUUAUCUAUAUUUUAUUUGCUUGAUAUAUUGAAUGAGUCAUAGAGUGACGCCUCUCAUCGUGGCACAUCCGUGACAGGCAUCACAUGACUGCAGAUCAAGUGUGCAUGUUCCAUACGGGUAUUAACAAAAUAUAAGUGACGUAAGUACAUGUUUCGAUAUAUCAUCGCGUCAACAAAACAUCAACAAAGGAACUUGCGACACCUCGCCCUUGGGAAUGGAAAGUGGCGCUAUUGCAAACAAUAGAAUAACAGAUAAAGCAGGAGUGAUAGUGGGAGACCAAGCGAGGCUUGGUUACACAGUCGGUGACUCGUGGUGUAAGAGCAACAGCGAUGACUUCCUGCAGAUCGACCUCGGUACCCCCCACAUCAUAUGUGGCGUGGCCACUCAGGGGAACCAUCCCCAGGACCAAUGGGUUAUCAGUUUCAAGUUCACGUAUUCGACAGAUAGAGCAACAUAUAGCUUUUAUGAAGAUCUUGCUGGGAAUCAGGUGUUAUUUGCCAACCAAGAUCGGGAUGGAGUCGUCCAUCAGGUCUUGUACAAAGAGCUGGUCGCCCGAUAUGUGCGUAUUCAUCCGACAUUAUUCCAAGGCAAAGCGUGCAUAAGAGGAGAGCUGUACGGAGUCAAGACCAUCACAGAAAAUAUCGCAUUGAGCAAGCCAACAAUCCAGUCAAGCACGGCAUAGGGUGGCGUCCCAUCACGUGCUGUGGAUUGCAACCGUAACUCUGCUUAUGAUGGGGGAUCAUGUACACAUACAAAUGAUGAAGCCGUGCCCUGGUGGCAAGUGGACCUCGGAACAACCAAGUCCAUCGCUGAAGUACUCAUAGUCGCCAGAGGUGACUUUAGAAUUGAACGCCUCUGGAGCAACACUUUCGAGCUUCUUA
Messenger RNA from Nematostella vectensis (starlet sea anemone), 1420 nucleotides. RefSeq names its product retinoschisin-like. The transcript has 4 exons. The record is from RefSeq and is a predicted model, not a curated record. The coding region runs from base 754 to 1221 and encodes 155 amino acids. Lineage: Eukaryota; Metazoa; Cnidaria; Anthozoa; Actiniaria; Edwardsiidae.